CGAGUAAUUACAGCGCAAUCAAAAUGUGAUAUUUUAAAUCGUUGAAGAUAACUGCCUUGUCAUAUGUUCCGCAUAAUUCUUAACUCUGAUCAAAGCUUGUGAUCGAUACAGUUGAGAACUAAUCGAACAUUACACUACAUGCUUAGCUGACUCAUUGACAUUUUGCAUUGACAUGCCUCAAUUAGCAUAUUUCUUAAAAACGAAAACAUAUUCUAGCUUAAGUGUACUGAUUUUCUUUCUGUCAUUGGUAAAAGCAUGUGAUUUGACUGACAUUGGAAUAAAUUUAUUUUAUUAAGAGGGUGUCGCUUAUUUGAAACAAGAUAUAUGGACACUUCGCCCCAAUCGGAAUUUGCAACAUAUAAUAUAUCGCAUGUUCACAAAUUGGAUCGGAUCGAACUGUUACAGCGUCUGGAAUUGCAUGAGAUGAACAUUUCGAUACAGUCACGUGAUCAACUAUUUCUUUGGUUUAUACCUAAAACAGCGAAAACAACAUAAACCAAUAAAAGGAUGAGUUUAUGUAGCUAAAUUGGUCUAAAGCUCAAAGCGUUCAUAUAGUAGCGAAUGCUCGGUGAGAUAGGAACUCUAUUAAUUCCCUGCUUUAAUGGAUACUCUGCUAUGAUGUGGUUAAUUAUUAAUUACAAUCAACAACUACUGGGGGUUAGCGCAGGUUUUAAUGCCAUCGAAGAGAGAGAAGUGCGUUGGAAUUCGGAGAGAGUAGAUUGGACAGUUUUUCUCUAAAUUAGGAAUUAUGCCCUGAACUUCCGGAAUCGGUUUAUUUAGUAGAGUAGUUUAAAUGUGAUUUUAUUUGUAAUUGAUGAACGUUGUAUAUUUUAUGUGUAAACAAUGUAAUUCUAUGGGAAAACUUAUUGUUAAAACAUUUCCUGUUAUUUUGGAGUUAAAAUGGAAUAUUUAUUCUUGUAAUGCCAAAAUUGUCGGUGAUUGUUUGCCUUGACAAGGAGACCUCGUGAACUAGGAGAGACAUGCUCGAGCAUGACGGCACGAACAAACCAGUUUACCUCGCCUCCCAGGAAGCCGACUCGCUCUCGGAUGAUCUCCCAGGCGAGGAGACACCAGUCAUUUCACCCGCCGAAACCCUGCCAGCCAAAAAUGAUUCUCAGUACUCUGAGGAUGAAGACCGAAUAGUCCUAAAUGUAGGCGGUGUCCGGCACGAGACACAUUUGACAACGCUGAGAAAAAUAGAGCACACACGGUUGUCACGCCUUGCUGAGCAGCACGAGUUCUCGGACAGUCAAAAAGAAGUAUACUUCUUUGACAGGCAUCCUGCGGUUUUCAACUCUAUAAUAGACUUCUAUAGAAGUGGAGAGUUACACGUACCUCUUGAGGUAUGUGGGGCUGUUGUGAAAAGGGAGUUUGAUUACUGGAUGAUAAACGAGAACAAUAUCAAGUCUUGCUGCUGGAGUAAUUAUCGAACUUACAUAGAAAAUCAACGAAUCCUUGAAGCCUUUAAUAGUAACGUCCUGACAGAAAAAAAGAUACCGGAUACAGAUGAUCUUGUUGGUUGGGAGAAAUACCGCACCCAGACAUGGUAUAUCCUGGAGUACCCUGGAACAUCAAGAACAGCCUUGGGCUUUGGUAUCUUAUCCCUUUUGUUUGUGAUUCUUUCAAUCCUGGGAUUUUGUUUGGAAACGCUGCCUGAUUUGCGUCCAAGAAAUGUAUCGUUGGGUGUCAAUAAUACAGGGACGUGUGAAGGGAAAAACAUUACUGUCAACUAUGUCCUUAAACCAAAUGAAGGUUUAAACAUCCUUGAUAUAAUAUGUACGACUUAUUUCACCUGUGAACUUAUAACUCGGUUUGUAUGCUCACCAAACAAAUUUCGAUUUGUUACCUCUAUGAUGAACAUCAUAGACCUUUUGGCAUUGGUGCCUCUCUAUAUGCAACUUAUUUUGAAUUCUGAACCUUUUAAAUACUGCUACAUGAACGAACGUUUGAUAUUUGAAAUCAUGUUUAUUCUCAGAAUAAUCCGAAUGUUCCGAAUUUUUCAUCUGGUCAAGCACUACCAAGCUUUGCAAAUUUUGGUUUAUGCGAUUAAGGCUAGCCUUCAGGAGCUGCUCAUGUUGUUGAUAUUCUUACUUCUUGGGAUGCUUGUAUUUGCUACAAUGAUUUACUAUGCAGAACGAUCGGGCGUCGAAAAUAAUACUACUCAAAUUCCUACCAUUCCAAUUGGCUUUUGGUGGGCAAUUAUAACAAUGACUACUGUCGGAUAUGGUGAUAUUGCACCUUCAACCCCUUUUGGAUAUGUUGUUGGUACCUUUUGUGCUAUCAGUGGAGUAUUAAUGGUUGCGUUAACAAUUCCGAUUAUAUCUCACAAUUUUACAUUAUUCUAUACGCAUGUACGCACGCGUGGCACUGGUGAUGAUGAAGACGACUUAGGUGUGGAAAAUAUGUUACAUUCUGGGGAGGAUUCCAACGUGUAUGAAAACGCGAGGAGAACUUCAAAUGGCUCAAUUGUAGUUAGUGAAAAAGAAUUUUCAAGAAAGGAAAAGGGAUCAGAUCUUUCAACAUUAUGUGCUGCACCUUAUGCAAAUAGCAAGACAGGCCAUAAUGGAGAUAUUCGCUAUGGUCAAAUGUUGUACAGUGCAGACGUUAAACACAAGACGUCAAGAUCAUUGAUUGAUGUGGGACACGUGCACGAGGACGCGGACUACUUUAUAGAAAAUGAAGGAGCUGUAAAAGCUUAUUCAGACGAUGGUGUAAUUUAUACAGGUAUCACAUUAUAAUUACACCCACUUUCCUGGAGAUGUACCUUUUCCUACGAUUGUAAACUUUCCUAUCCUGCUGUUUGACUAUGCCUUUUUGUUUGCUCAAAGUUAUGCCAAUGUAAAUUAUGUGUUACACUUUACCUAACAUUUUCUUUUAUAUCCAAACGCAAAUGCACAACCAGACAUUUUAUACAAUAUGUGAAACGUACGCACUUUUUCAGGACAUUUAUUCGGUAUUGUGGAACGAGAGCACACUAAACAUUUUACACGUGUUGAAGACAUCGCAAACAGUAUCGUUAAGAUAGUAGGAUGUUCAGAGAGGAAAAUAAUGCAUGUUAAACUAAUACUGACUGCUUUUUCAUAAUGGAAUAUUCAAAGUUAACAUUUCUAAAUAUCACUAAUUUGUUUUCCUACUAUCUUAACAUCCACACUUUUCUUCUGUGAUAUUUUUAGUGAGCAAGUACCUUGUGAAUUUAUGUAAUUUAAUAUGUAUGUUAUGUAUGAAUGUACAACUGUCUUAUGUUACAAACCUAUUUUCCACACUAUACAUUAACAUUAUAUCAUCGUUUUGAGAAUUGUUUGACUAUUUUUAUCUACUUAAAUCAUCGAACACUUGAACAAAACAUUAUCUUCAUUACCAUGUAAUUUAUUUAAAAUAUAAUCUAGAGCAUGGGCAACGCCAAUUUGUUGGGACAACAUAUUCCAAAAUUUCUGUAUGAAUGCUGUUUUCAUAGACAUAUAUAUAUGAAAUUUAUAAUUUCAACAUAUUAGAAGUAAGUUUUUCAUCAACUGAUGUAGACAGAAAUAGGAAUAUGAACAACUGCAUUGUGUGAAUAUGUAUAAAACUGCUAAAGAUUAGAUGAAACGAAGCACUGUUACAGUAAUGUGUUGAGACAAACGUACCAUUUCUGUUGUCCAGUAUCUAAAAAAGGGAAGGGUUUUCUUUAAAAAUAUUAUUGUUUAUCAAUUAAUAUUGCUGUUAUAUAUUUAUGAUCAUAUAUUUCACCCAUCUUACGUAAAAUAUCAAAUUAUUUGCCUUUGCAAUUGCACUGACGAAUGCAACUGUAUACAAAAUUCAAUGUAAGUCUUGUAUUUCUUGUUUUUUUACGUCACUGCUGAUAUGUAAUAAAGAUAACUAAACUUUUAUCUUUUCUUUGUUUCAUUUAACCUCACCUUUGUUGUGAAUCCUUGGUGUGUUUUUUUCCAAUAUC
Ruditapes philippinarum (Manila clam) is the source of this 3931-nucleotide messenger RNA. RefSeq names its product potassium voltage-gated channel protein Shaw-like. The transcript has 3 exons. The record is from RefSeq and is a predicted model, not a curated record. Gene Ontology annotation, cellular component: voltage-gated potassium channel complex; membrane. Gene Ontology annotation, molecular function: protein binding; delayed rectifier potassium channel activity. Gene Ontology annotation, biological process: potassium ion transmembrane transport; protein homooligomerization. Lineage: Eukaryota; Metazoa; Mollusca; Bivalvia; Venerida; Veneridae. The coding region runs from base 981 to 2738 and encodes 585 amino acids.